Molecule: messenger RNA, 527 nt
Organism: Phalaenopsis equestris
Lineage: Eukaryota; Viridiplantae; Streptophyta; Magnoliopsida; Asparagales; Orchidaceae
Exons: 1
Source: RefSeq, a predicted model, not a curated record
UUCCCAUUCCACCAUUUCUUAACCCCUCCGCCGCUGUAACACCUUCCUCUCAAGCAAAACCUCCUACACUUACAAAUCAAACAUGCCUUGGCUCUUACGUGAAAGAAGAGGCCCGCAAUGGAAGCAGGGAUGGCGAGCCCAGACUCUCAACUCGCUUUCCCUCCCGCCAGCGCCUCUCCUCACCAUCUUCGCCAUCGUGCUGCUUUUUCUUUCGCUUCCUUUGUCAAGAAAGGGUUAUAGGGAGAGGGUGGAGCGUGCGGAGGUAGGGCUGCGACUGCUUCUGUUACUUGUGCCUUUGAUGCUUGUAUUUUUGGCGAAGUGUUUAGUUGUUGAUGGGAGAAUGGUAUUGCCGGCACGGAUGAGGGCGGAGCAGGAGGGGAUACAAAGAGCGGGGAGUUCCUCGUGGGGGAUGGCAGCCUUAGUGGUGCUGUUGCUGGUUUAUGGUUUCGUUUCAUUCUUCAUUUUCAUUCUUCAUUUGAGUCGCAGUGGUUUAGGCCACUUUGGCGGAGAUUGUAGGAGCUUGCUGU